CUGCAACAGGUUAAGUGUGUGCGAUUUGCCCAAAUUCAGUUUGCCAGAGGGCAAAGUGCAAAGUGUGACUCAGCGACUCCGUAGUUCAGUACCAAGUGCGCGUUUAAACGGAGGUGAAAGCGCCAAGCCGGAGGAGGAGAUGCUGCUGCGUCGCGUUCUGGGCUACGGCAUUGUGGGCACCGGACUGGCCUCCGCCGGCUGGAGCCUGCACACCAAUGACUACGAUCCCAACUCGUUGGGCAUCGUCCGGCUGUCCCGAUCCGCCGCCGCCGUCGUGGACGUGGCACUCACCUACAAGCGGGAGCUCUACUACAGGGAUUGGGAUAAGGAGACGUCGGAGUACAAGGCGGCGAAGAGCCGCGUCCACAAGAUAGCCGCCGAGAAGCUGCUGCAGUUGAUAUGCAUCAACAAGGGCGUCUACAUCAAGGUGGGCCAGCACAUCGGUGCCUUGGAGUACCUGCUGCCCAAGGAGUUCGUGCAGACCAUGAAGGUGCUGCACUCCGAUGCGCCGCAGAACCCCAUCGAGGAUCUGUACAAGGUGAUUCGGCAGGAUCUGCGCUGCAAUCCGGAGGACAUCUUCGACAGCUUCGAGCGGGAGCCCCUGGGCACUGCUUCCCUGGCCCAGGUGCACAAGGCGCGACUCAAAAGCGGCGAGGUGGUGGCCGUGAAGGUGCAACAUCCCUAUGUCAAGGGCAAUUCUCGCGUGGACAUGAAGACCAUGGAACUGGCCGUCAAUGUCCUGGCGCGCAUAUUCCCCGACUUCAAGAUCCACUGGCUGGUGGAGGAGUCCAAGAAGAACCUGCCCAUCGAACUGGACUUCCUCAACGAGGGACGCAACGCCGAGAAGGUGGCCAAGCAGUUCGAGAAGUACUCCUGGCUGCGGGUGCCCAAGAUCUACUGGAAAUACAGCUCGUCUCGCGUCCUAGUCAUGGAGUAUCUGGAGGGUGGUCAUGUCACGGACCUCGACUACAUCCGGCGUAACAAAAUCGACACCUUUGCGGUGGCCAAUCGCAUCGGGCAGCUGUACUCCGAGAUGAUCUUCCGCACCGGCUUCGUGCACAGCGAUCCGCAUCCCGGCAACAUCCUGGUGCGGCGCACGCCAAAGGACAGCCUGGAAAUCGUUCUGCUGGACCAUGGGCUGUAUGCCAAUCUGACGGACAAGUUCCGGUACGACUACUCCAAACUCUGGCUAAGCAUUCUCAAUGUGGAUCGCAAGGCAAUGCGGCUGCACAGCGAGCAGCUGGGCAUCAAGGGCGAUCUUUAUGGUCUGUUUGCGUGCAUGGUGACGGGACGUCCUUGGGAGACGGUGAUGCAGGGCCUCACCAAAGUUAAAUAUUCCAAAGAAGAGAAGAACACGCUGCAGAACAACACUUCGCUGGUGCUGCCGCAUAUUUCCGACGUUCUGGAGCAGGUGGACCGCCAAAUGCUGCUCAUUCUGAAGACCAACGACCUGAUCCGCGGCAUCGAGUCCACGCUGCGCACCCAGAACCGCAUGACCGCCUUCUGGGUCAUGUCCAAGUGCUGUGUGCAAUCCUCGUACGCCGAACAGCGCUCCCAACAGGCUGCCGCCGGCUCAGCCGGCUCCUCCUCGCGAAUCCUCUGGCUGCGGGUGCGCGAGCGAUGGGAGCUGCUCAAGCUCAACUGCUACUACCUCUACCUGGGACUGAUCAAUUUCGGUUUCCUCGAAGCACUCAAGCAGGUUUUUUAGUCUAAGUGUGGCUCCCCAAAUUAAAAGUACAAAAACUCUGGACGAGCCUGGAAAGGGAAUCUUACCUCGUUGUCUCUGCUGGGCGAGAUUCCGGGCACCUGCCUCCCGCUUGCGUUUGGCGCUCUUCGGAACAGAACGGAUUAAUCAUUAGCAGGAGGAAAGGGUGACUCGUUUAUGGGAUAGGCUUACCAAAAUCAUGGCCAAAGGAAAGGCUAUGACAAAGAAGAAGACCAGCACAACGUAAACUACAUAGCUGGGAUAGAAGAACAUGUAUGGACCAUCGUCGACAUAAAUGGUGAUAGUUGUGUAAUUGAAUUCCGAUGGCGGAAUAGUAGCUUCAGUGGUGUAAAGUGUAGUAGUGUUAAGCACGGAAGUAGUAUUACUUAAAAGAGGGCUGACCGUUGUGUUUAAGGCAGGUGCCAUUUUUACUACGCGCUGAUCGAUACGAUUUUGUUGAAGUUGAAGACAACCGUUCUCCGACAAACUGACGAACCCGACUAACCUGCACUACUGGCCACCGAAAUUGAUAGGACAUCCGGGCAUGGGUCAGACAGCAGGCCAAAAACCCAAACCAAAACCAAGAACACACAUAUUUGCUUUGUAAUCGUUAGCUGAUAAGGUGACAAAACCAGUGUCGAGCCAGGGCUUUGUGUUUUGUUCGUGUUCGCGUUCGCAAUUUAUCUAAUGAGGCGGCGAUAUGAUAAAUGUGCGCAAAUAGAUAUAUGUCGGAACACUCGCAUAAAUA
Molecule: messenger RNA, 2453 nt
Organism: Drosophila elegans
Lineage: Eukaryota; Metazoa; Arthropoda; Insecta; Diptera; Drosophilidae
Gene: Adck1
Product: aarF domain-containing kinase 1
Exons: 4
Coding region: 140-1708 (522 amino acids)
Biological process (GO): mitochondrion organization; lipid homeostasis; protein phosphorylation
Cellular component (GO): mitochondrial inner membrane
Molecular function (GO): ATP binding; protein kinase activity
Source: RefSeq, a predicted model, not a curated record